This is a messenger RNA of Aspergillus candidus, 1335 nucleotides long. RefSeq names its product glycerol uptake facilitator. Gene Ontology annotation, cellular component: plasma membrane. The transcript has 2 exons. Gene Ontology annotation, molecular function: water channel activity; glycerol channel activity. NCBI's taxonomy places the organism in Eukaryota, Fungi, Ascomycota, Eurotiomycetes, Eurotiales, Aspergillaceae. Gene Ontology annotation, biological process: water transport; glycerol transmembrane transport. The record is from RefSeq and is a predicted model, not a curated record. The coding region runs from base 280 to 1140 and encodes 286 amino acids.
UACAUGAACAAGGGAUAUGUCUGUUGUUAAUAAGUUCAAACAAUUCCCAGAAGUCUCGCAAUCCAAGAACUGCUCACUAAUAAGCUCUGCUGGUCAAGCUUCUGAACCCCCGAAGAAUCCGAAAGCUUUUUACCACCACGUCAGUAUGUCGUUUUCAAGUAAACUGUAUCGGGAAGAUCGACAGCGGUGAGGAGAAGGACAAACAAGAGAAGUGGGACAUCUUCCCCAUCUUUCCAUCUUCAACCCAUCUCCUAUCACCACUCUUCGCGAUCGGAGACAAUGUUUACCAACAUGCCCCGGCUCUCUCGCAAGGCCUUGAAGCCUUAUAUGGCCGAAUUCCUCGGCACCGCCCUUCUGAUUAUCAUCGGCGACGGCGUCGUCGCACAAUGUCUCCUCUCAGACUACCACUACGGCACCUGGUUGUCGAUCAACUUCGCUUGGGCAGCGGCAGUCUGUCUCUCGGGCUAUCUCAGCGAUCCCAGCCCCACAAUCAACCCCGCCAUCUCAAUUGUCAUGGCCUUCGUCCGUCCCUCCCCAGGGCAAUGGAGAAAGCUCCCAGGCAAACUGCUCGCGCAGUUCCUGGGCGGGUUCGUCGGCGCCGCGAUCGUGUAUAUCAAUUAUCGGUCGGCGAUCAAGGCAUGGGACCCCGAGUAUACCAUCCCGGGUGGGUCGAUCCUCAGCCCAAGUGGACACCACUCCGCGGGUAUCUUCUCCACUUAUCCCGCCGAUAUCUUCGAGUCGAACUGGGAGGCGGUGUUUUCGGAGCUGCUCGCGUCGGCGGUGUUGAUGUUUGGCUUGUUGGGAAUCUCUGACCCAGUCAAUGCGGAGAGAUUUCCUGCGCCUCAGCUGUCGAACUUUUUGCUGCUUCUGGCGAUCGGGGCUGCGCUUGGUUGGCAGACUGGAUAUGCCAUCAACCCGGCUCGAGAUUUCGGUCCCCGACUCUUCUCUUCUUUUGUCUAUGGCAGAGAAGUGUUCAGCUCGGACCACUAUUAUUUUGCUAUUCCCGUCCUAGCCCCGGUCGUGGGCUGCUUCGUUGGGGCCGCUAUUUACGAUACUUUCCUGCACGAGGGCGAUGGAUCGCGCAUCACCGACGCCCUCAGUGAUGCGGAUGACCGGGAUGGUCAUUUGAGACUGCAUUGAGGUUGAGAUUUGGUUCAAGUUUCUGGGAAAGUAUAUUCCUAUAACAAUUGGACGAUCUGGGGUGUAUUUGCUGAUUUGCCUCCUUCCAUAUGCGAGUGUGAGAGUGGGGAGACAUUAUAUAUGUCAUGAUGACCUGAUAAUGAUAGCCUGUUUUUGAAUGUUUUAUAUGACAAAUUGAUUGCAAUUGUUCUUUCC